AUGGAAGUAGACGUAAAAAACACGAUCGAAACACACAAAAUCGGAACAACACACACUCUUUUCUCGCUCCCUCUUCCCGCCGCUCCACUCGCCAGACUGGUAGGGUGAGUCCGCCCACUCUGACAGUCUGGAAUUUUUGUUCCCUUCUAGACAAUCUGAGGGGCAACCGACCGGAAUGGAGGAUGGUGCUAGUCGCUCGGGCACUGGCGGUCCACAAGGUGAAAAUCGCUGCGAAACCCGGUUCUCCGAACAAGGUAAACUGGAGGAGGUUGAUUCUGGCUACUCUUUCUUCUGGGACGGCCGUCCUAAGGCAGACCGACGGGACGCGGGCGUUGUCUUUCCCAUCCGGAACGACAUCGUGGGACGACUGCCUUGUCUGCCCCAGGACAUCAACGGACGUCUGAUGAGACCGGCCUGCCUCUCGAGGCGGCAAAUUCGCCACCAUCAUCAGUGUCUACGUUCUCCCGACGACCCACCCCGACGACGGGAGGAAUAA
Molecule: messenger RNA, 496 nt
Organism: Spirometra erinaceieuropaei
Lineage: Eukaryota; Metazoa; Platyhelminthes; Cestoda; Diphyllobothriidea; Diphyllobothriidae
Source: the annotation of a GenBank genome assembly